Messenger RNA from Pogonomyrmex barbatus (red harvester ant), 2577 nucleotides. Its product is annotated as MTOR-associated protein MEAK7. NCBI's taxonomy places the organism in Eukaryota, Metazoa, Arthropoda, Insecta, Hymenoptera, Formicidae. The record is from RefSeq and is a predicted model, not a curated record. Gene Ontology annotation, biological process: response to oxidative stress. Gene Ontology annotation, cellular component: nucleus.
GGUGGUCGAGCGUCGGCAAGAAGAGGCGCGCACUCGUAGCAGCGAGCCGCACGCUCGCUCGCUUACUCGCGCGAGAUUCCGCAUAACCUCGAAAUUUUUUGGCGAGCGUGUCCGAGUCAAUCGGACGAUCGUCCGUGCGACGACGUGACGUGACGUGACGUGACGUGACGUAACGUGACGCGACGCAACGUCGCGUCACCGACACGUGCCGUGCGCUCCGAAAAAGGUAACGGGGGUAGUGGUUCUCCUUGUGUCCUCGAUAUACACACAGAGCGACCGGGUGGAAGACGAGAAGGUAUAUGGACUGUCGGGAAAGGCUGCUCAUCCGUACGAAAGAUGGGUCAUGGAUCAAGUCGUUCUGCUUCCUCGGCGAAUAUCCUUUCCACAGAAGAAUUGACGUUAGUGGAGAACCUCUUUAAAUCUAUGUCCCGCAGCUCAGGUUCCAUCAAACGCGAGGAUAUAUUCAAGCAUUGGUCUAUACACUUGGACGAUAUACUGCUGCAGUUUGUAGUUAGAUUCCUCUGUCAUGAUCCAGGCAAGCGAGUCUCAACUAUCAAUGGGGAAAACUUUGGUCGACUCUAUGUCUUUGCCGUACGUGGCAAUCCCGAGGAACGCACCAACUUAGUGUUCGAUGGCUUCUCGGAGGAAGAACAAAAAUAUGAAAUGCCCACCGUUACGUUCCUUCAGUAUAUUCAAGCAACGAUUAACUCUUACUUGCGAUUACAAAAGAAUUCCGGUAAUGCGCAUUACCUCACUUGGAGCAGCAUCGGCUGCACUGUCAAUACCAGACGUAUAGGGAUGCGUUCUCGCAGCCUCUGCGAGGAACUGAUAAAGUACGGGGACGUCUUAACCGUCGAUCAAGUGGAAAAUUGGUUUACGACGGCUGCUACGUACAAGAACAUUCAAUCGCACGUUUUCCAGUAUCUCUAUUUAGUCUCCCAGAAGAAGGGUAGCGAUAAAAAUACAGGGGCGCGAAUAAAUGAUUUAAAUCUUCUGCCAUUGUGCAAGGGUUUAGAGAAUAUACCGCACUUUCCGAGUAUACUAGGCUUAGGAGAUGUUCUGUUCCUGAAUUUAAGUCUGCCACACGAGUUACGUAACGAAUGGCGAUUUUUGUUUUCGAGUCAGGUGCACGGCGAGUCGUUCUCCACUAUGUUAGGAAGGAUCGUGAUGCAAGGUGCAACGAUCAUCAUACUACAGGAUAUGGAUGAUCAUGUGUUCGGCGGAUUUGCCUCGGACAGCUGGAAACUAGGGCCGAACUUCAUAGGAAAUCAAACGUCAUUUCUAUUCAAGCUCGAGCCGGAAAUACUGACAUUUUCAUCGACGAAUUAUAACAAUCAUUAUCAGUAUCUCAAUCUCCAUCAGCAAACGAUGCCUAACGGCCUGCUUAUGGGGGGACAGCUUAAUUAUCCCGGCCUCUGGUUGGAUUGUGAAUACGGCACCGGCAAAUCGAGUUCGUCGUGUACGACUUUUCAAAAUUAUGUACAACUUAGCGGUAAGGAAGAUUUCAAAAUCAAACAUUGCGAAGUAUGGGGAGUCGGUCCAGUGCCGGAAGUGGAAGAGAACGUGCGCGAAAUGAAGUCUGUGUUAGAUCGAGAUCCAACAUCGAAAGUUAUACUGGAAUUGUCCGGUCGUAAGUUACACAGUGAGGGAUUUCGCGAGGAGCAAGAAUAAUUGUGAUAAAUAUAGAGAUUUUUAUGAGAGAACUUGAGCAGAAAGAAAGAGAGAACGGCUAAGAGAGGAUAUGAAGAUAUUUGCAGAUAUUUAAAAUUGAUUGAUUUUACACAGAAUAAAAUCUAUUAUAAAAUUUGUUAUCGAUUCUAAUCGUUGUAAUGGAAUAUAUGCGGGUACAAGAAAUGUAUUAAAAAAAAACUCAUAAUUAUAUAGCGAUAUUUAAAAUACGAGUUCUCCCAUUUUACACGAAUGUAUGUAUCUUUCAAGUUGAAACGAAUUCAAGUGAUAACGUGACACGAGAAGCAGAUAGUUAUGUAUUAAUAGAAACGAAUUACAUUACGAAAAUUGUUGCAAAACUUGAGUGAAAGCGUUUCUGUAUGUACAAGUCUGUAUGUACGAGAGAGAGCGGAAGAGAGAAUGAGUUCCGUGUAUAUUUUUUACAGACUUGGAUAAGACAUAUCUGUUCGUAAUUAUUUAAAUAUCUAAAUAUAUCAUUAGGACUUUUGUCCCCCUUUGUAACGGCCUGUUUUUUCAAUCAUUCGAUUACUCUUAUCGUGCAACUUUAUUAUAUCAUGUAUAUAUAUAUAUAUAUGCAUUUAUUCAGUGCUAUGAUAUUAAAGAAUGCCGAUUAUUGCGUGGCCUGAAUGCCUAUUGUCUAGUGCCUGACGAGUCGUUACAAUUGUUAAUUUUUUCGUUCUCUGCGUAUGUUGAUUAUUAUUGAUAUAAACGAAUAAACCAUGUGCCAUAUAAAUCGCUUUUGUUAACUAAGACUGUAUAAUCGUAUACUCGUCGUGUAAAGAAUAAAAAGAAAUAUGCAAACGGCUACGAUCGUUUGCCAAAAACGUAAGGUCAAAGGAAAUCGCACUAAUGUAAGAUUAAAAGUUCAAUAAACAAAUCAAAAAUCUA